CCCAAACCGCAACGAAGAUGCUACAGCGAGAAAGCGACUUGGAACGAUAUUCCCAUUUAAUUUUUUUUUUUUUUUGUUUGGCUUUUUAUUUCUUUGUUUUUUUUUUUUUUUCUCUCACUAGAAGAGCAAGAGUGUGAGAGUAUGGCGAUUUGUGAGGCGUUCUGUUGUUUUUUUCAGUUGAGUGCCUGAGAAAUUCAUCGCCUACUCCCUCGCAUUUUUGUUGUUUCAGCAAAGAAUUUAUACUGUGCGCGUACGGCCCCCCCGAUUAUUGUGCGCGGAGAUACUGACAUUCGCGAAUGCAUAUGCGUGGUGUGCAGGGAUCUUGAGGAUUAGGUCUCGCAGCACGGGGAAUGAAGAAGAAUGCCGGCGUGCUGAAUUCCAGUUGGAGACGAAGGCGCGAAGGUGAAGGUGAACACUUGAAUCAUAGUGCCGGUACCGUCUGCCAAUGCAUUUCUGUGCUUCGCGCAUAAAAUGUUGCUGUAGUAGUGACUGAGGAGUCAUCGCCGUCGUCGUUGGACUUGCGGCUUAGGGUUUGGUUUUGAUCGACACGAGUACGUGUUUGUCCUCGUGCUCACUUUCCGAGUUCGCCUUGACCGCUUUUGUUCUGUUGAACCGUAAUUCGUGCGAAAUCGAGGCGCUCUGGAUCGGAGCCUGUACUCCUUGACAGUAUUCUGAAGUGAAGAGCGGAACAGAGACGUGUCUUCCGCAGUCGUGGUAUUAGCAGAACAAUUGUAAAAUUGGAGAAAUGAAGGAGUUGGGUGACGACAAGUGUUUGGACCCGCAGUUGUGGCAUGCCUGUGCCGGAGGGAUGGUGCAAAUGCCUCCGGUGAACUCCAAGGUCUACUAUUUCCCACAAGGACAUGGGGAGCACACGCUCACUAAUGUCGACUUCUCGAAUUUGACAAAAAUCUCGCCUAUGAUUCUCUGCAGGGUUGGCACUGUGAAGUAUUUGGCCGACCCCGAGUCAGACGAGGUUUAUGCUAAGCUUAAGCUGGUUCCAAUUGGCAGAGAACAUGGCUUUGAUGAUGAUGUGGUUUUAGGGAGCAACACCACUGCACCUGAUACAGCCGAAAAAUCGAAUUCCUUUGCCAAGACAUUGACUCAAUCUGAUGCUAACAAUGGUGGUGGUUUCUCAGUUCCUAGGUACUGUGCAGAAACCAUCUUUCCACCAUUGGAUUACUCGGCAGAUCCACCAGUCCAGACUGUGACUGCUAAGGAUGUUCACGGUGAAACAUGGAAGUUUAGGCACAUUUACCGGGGGACACCAAGGAGGCAUUUGCUGACAACGGGGUGGAGUACUUUUGUGAACCAGAAAAAGCUAGUUGCAGGGGAUUCAAUUGUGUUCCUGAGAGCAAACAAUGGAGAACUUUUUGUUGGAAUCCGUAGGGCUAAAAAGGGUGGUAUAGGUGGCUCAGAUGCUCCGCAAGGGUGGAGCUCUGCUGCUGGAAACUAUGGUGCAUAUCCAUCUUUUUUGAGGGAAGAUGAUAACAAAACUAUUAGAAGCACUAGUACUCCAAAGCUGAGUUCUUCUGGUGGGCGUUUUAGGGAAAGAGGAAGAGUGAAACCUGAAUCGGUUCUUGAAGCUGCACGCCUUGCUGGUAGUGGUAAACCAUUUGAAGUUGUUUAUUACCCACGUGCAAGCACGCCUGAAUUUUGUGUUAGGGCUUCCUCUGUGCAUUCUGCUAUGAGGAUCCAAUGGUGUGCAAGGAUGAGGUUCAAAAUGGCCUUUGAAACUGAAGAUUCUUCUCGAAUUAGUUGGUUCAUGGGAACAGUAUCUUCUGUUCGAGUUAAUGACCCCAUCCGCUGGCCCAAUUCACCCUGGCGGCUUCUUCAGGUGACAUGGGAUGAACCAGAUUUGCUUCAAAAUGUGAAGAAUGUAAGCCCGUGGAUGGUCGAAUUGGUUUCAAAUAUGCCCAUCAUUCAUAUGUCACCUUUCUCGCCACCAAGAAAAAAGUUGUGUUUACCACAAGAUUUCUCACUUGACAGCCAAUUUCAAAUACCAUCAUUUUCAGGGAAUGCCCUUGGUGCCAGCAGCCCAUUUUAUUGUUUAACUGAUGUGGCUGCAGGUUUACAGGGAGCCAGGCAUCCGCAAUCUGGCCAGCCUUCAUUAGAUCUUCACCUUAACAACAAACUGAAUAUGGGACUCUCACCACCAUCCCUCCGGCAAUUUAAUACAGAUUGCAGAAUCCCUGAUGCCAUUACGAGAGGCCAAAAUGAUAACAGUGAGAAUAUAUCUUGCUUACUUACCAUGGGGAAUUCCACCCAGAAGUCAGAUACAACUGAUGAAUUGAUGACUCCUCGGUUCUUGCUUUUUGGUCAUCCAAUACUCACUGAGCAGCAAAUGUCUCAGAACUGCCCAACUGGUCCGGUUUCACAAAUUCGUGAAGUGCAAAGUUCCCCAGGCGGGAAAGAAGUGAAUUCAGCUGAACUUGGCAUUGAUACUGGUCACUGCAAAGUUUUCAUGGAGUCAGAGGAUAUAAGCCAAACUCUUGACCUCUCAGUCGUGGAUUCAUAUGAAGAGCUAUACAAAAAACUCGCACACAUGUUUGGGAUAGAAAGCUCAGAGGUGAUGAAGCGUGUGCUCUACCAUGAUGCAGCAGGUGCUGUCAAACAAAUUGGAGAUGACCCAUUCAGUGAGUUUGUUAAGAAAGCAAAAAGAUUGACAAUUUUGAGGAAAUCAGGCAGCAGCUCUGAGAGGACAGGGACGAGUCGGGUUCGAGAAGCUGUAUCAUCAUCUGAUGAUCGACGUGGAAAGAUGCCAAUGAUAUCGUGAAGGAAUAGAUGGAAUGUUGUUGCUAAGAUUCUACUGAGUGCAAGCAAGCUAAGGGGGUGGGGGUCUUGUAUGUUUGCAUAGUAGUUGCAUGUGCAGAGUUUGGGUAGAGAAGUAUGAACAGUUUCUCUUGUUAUGUUAGUAUUGACAUGGGAUGGGAUGUGUAGCAGAGCAGAGCAGAGCAGAUGGAAUAACGUGGUACUAAUGGCUAGCUAGUAUGUAGUGAACUGAACUGAACUGAACUCCCAAUGUAUGUUUUCACAUGAAUGAUGAUGAUAAAUAUGGUCAGAAAAUUUCA
Ipomoea nil (Japanese morning glory) is the source of this 3068-nucleotide messenger RNA. Its product is annotated as auxin response factor 18-like. The record is from RefSeq and is a predicted model, not a curated record. NCBI's taxonomy places the organism in Eukaryota, Viridiplantae, Streptophyta, Magnoliopsida, Solanales, Convolvulaceae. Gene Ontology annotation, molecular function: DNA binding; protein binding. Gene Ontology annotation, cellular component: nucleus. Bases 746 to 2773 code for a protein of 675 amino acids. The transcript is spliced from 5 exons. Gene Ontology annotation, biological process: regulation of DNA-templated transcription; response to hormone.